AUGACGGACCCCUACGAGCCCAACGACGUGCAAGUCCCAGAGACAUCUUCUCCCUCCAAACCGCUGCAACAGGACCCUUCAUCCUCACCGCUGAAACCAUUGCAACCGCCGCCAUCGGCUACUUUGCGUGACAAGUUCACAUACAGUCCUAACACAACGCAACCAGCAUCCAAUAACAACAGCAACGCCUCCUCCUCUCUUGCAGGCCAGGAGUCGGCCCUCGCAAACCUCACCGCUGCAUUCCCGGACUUCUCCCAGACACUGAUCCUCGCAGUGCUCAAGUCCAACUCAUAUAACCUAGAUCUCGUCACCCAGAGACUUAACAGGAUCAAACAGCAACGAGAAAAUUGGAAGGCCACUCCAACAACAAGCUCUCUGGCCACGAGACUUGGGUCAUUGAAGUCCAAACCGAAGGCUCCCGCUUCGUCCAAGAUCGUUGUGGAUAAGCAGAAAGGAUCCAUAUAUGAUAGGUAUUCCUCUGUCAUUAAGGCCCAAACACAUUUAGAAUAUGACCCUGGUUUGUUGAAGAAGGUCCAGGAGGGCGAUAGGAGGAAGUUUAAACGAUUAGUCAGGGAGAAUGACAUGACUUUGAUUGAUGAUCCGAGGAAGAAGGUUAAGGGUAAUGGGAAUAGUAAUUCCGCUUUAGAAAAGGCCCUUUUUGCCCUGAGUCAGAGAAAGAAAGAGGAGAAAUUGCAGAGGAAGAACAAGAAGAAUGUAUUGACUUUGGCUGACGAUGAAGACGAGGAAGACGAAGAAGAGGAUGAACAAUUGAGUGUGGAAGAAUUUAGUGGGGAUGAAUAUGAAGAAAGAGCCACUUUGAAAAAUAUUGAUGAUCAAGUGUUAAAGUUUAUUAAUGAAUCUGAUGUGUUAGAUUUGACCGAUUUGGCUGAUACCACGUUCAAGAAGGCAGAAAUUAUUGUUUCCAGGAGACCGUUCCAAUCGUUAGAUCAAUUCUUACAGAGUGAAUUUAUUUCUGAGGAAGAGGCCAAGAAGACAACGAAAAAGACUAAGGGAAGAGGUCAUAACAGUCAGAAAAAUGAGAGUGAAAGAUUACUGGAAAGAAUUACAUUGGCAAUUAGAGGUUAUAACGCCAUUGAUUCGUUAAUUAAGAAAUGUUCCUCGUAUGGUAAACUGAUUGAAUCGCAAAUGGCUAAAUGGGGGAUCACUAUGGAUGAUAUUACAAAUAACAAUGAAUUGGAUGUCAUGGAAGAGGAUGGUAAUUUAGCUGUAGUGGAAGAAUUUGAUGAAAAUGAAGUAAGUGCCACUGCAACGCCCGUUCCUAUAGAUUUGACAUCACAGGAUGAUCAUGACAGUGAUAGUGAUUUUGAAGAUGAAGAUGAAGAAUAUGAUGAUGACGAUGAUGAAGAUGAAGAUGCCGUGGUCAUGCCUAAAAGGAAACCAAAACUUAUUACUCCCCCUGAAAAGAGAUCCGGUAAUAUUAAGUAUUUUAAGGGUAAACCAAAAUUGUUAGAUUCCGAAGUUACAUUGAAAGAUUAUCAACAAACUGGUAUUAAUUGGCUGAAUCUAUUAUAUCACAACCAAAUGUCAUGUAUCCUAGCAGAUGAUAUGGGGUUAGGUAAGACAUGUCAAGUCAUUUCAUUUUUUGCCUAUUUAAAACAAAUUAAUGAACCUGGUCCUCAUUUAGUGGUCGUCCCCUCCUCCACUUUAGAAAAUUGGUUGAGAGAAUUUCAAAAAUUCUGCCCCACUUUAAAAAUUGAGCCAUACUAUGGUUCACAAAAUGAAAGAGCAGAUUUACGUGAAAUAUUGGAAAGAACCGCUGGGCAAUAUGAUGUGAUAGUCACAACUUAUAAUUUAGCGGCCGGGAAUAAAUAUGAUGUUUCCUUCUUAAGAAAUCGCCAAUUUAAUGUGGUGGUCUACGAUGAAGGGCAUAUGUUGAAGAACUCUAUGUCUGAAAGAUUCAACAAAUUGAUGAGAAUUCAAGGUAAUUUCCGAUUAUUAUUGACAGGUACUCCACUACAGAAUAAUUUAAGAGAAUUGAUGUCAUUAUUAGAAUUUAUUAUGCCUGCCCUUUUCAUUUCCAAGAAAGAAUCACUUGCCUCUGUGUUCAAACAACGUGCUAAGACUACCGAUGAUAAUAAAGGACAUAAUCCAUUGUUGGUGCAGGAAGCCAUUGAAAGGGCCAAGACGAUGAUGAAACCAUUUAUUUUAAGAAGACGUAAGGAUCAAGUGUUAAAGCAUUUACCUGCAAAGCACCACAAGAUUGAAUAUUGUAUAAUGCAAGAUCUUCAAAGAAAGAUUUAUGAUAGUGAAAUUAAGACAGUGAUGGAACACAAAAAAAUGAUUCUUGAUGGAACAUUGCCAGAUGAUCCCAAGGAAAGGGCCAAGAUACAAUCUUCAAGUUCUUCUAAUUUGAUAAUGACCUUAAGAAAGGCUGCAUUGCACCCAUUAUUAUUCAGAACAAUUUAUAAUGAUGCUCUAAUAGCCAAAAUGAGUAAGGCGAUCAUUAAUGAACCACAAUACAAGGUGGACGGUAACAUAGAGUUCAUUAAGGAAGAUAUGAGCGUUAUGACAGAUUUUGAAUUGCAUAGAUUAUGUCUCAAUUUCCCCAAUACACUUUCACGUUAUCAAUUGAAAAACAAAGAAUGGAUGAAUUCUGGGAAAGUGGAUACUCUUUGCCGACUCUUAAAGGAAAUAAUCUUUGAACGAAAGGAAAAAGUCUUGAUAUUUUCUCUUUUCACUCAAGUUCUUGACAUUUUGGAAUUGGUACUGUCCGAGUUGAAUUACAAGUUCUUGAGACUAGAUGGGUCCACGCAGGUUAACGAUAGACAAUCCUUAAUCGAUAAAUUCUACGAGGAUGAUACAAUCCCAAUCUUUAUUCUGUCUACCAAGGCAGGUGGAUUUGGUAUCAAUUUAGUUUGUGCAAAUAAUGUUAUCAUUUUUGAUCAAAGUUUCAAUCCGCAUGAUGAUAGACAAGCCGCAGAUAGAGCGCAUCGUGUGGGUCAAACCAAAGAGGUAAAUAUCACCACACUAAUCACUAAGGAUUCCAUCGAGGAGAAGAUAUUCCAGUUAGCAAAGAACAAGCUGGCCCUGGAUUCGCACAUCAGCGAAGAUGACGGUAAGAAGGCAGACGACGCCCUGGAGGACAAGGUGAGCGACAUAUUGGAGGGCAUCCUGUACAAGGAGAACGAGACGAAGGUGGAAUGA
Naumovozyma castellii is the source of this 3165-nucleotide messenger RNA. RefSeq names its product DNA-dependent ATPase FUN30 (gene FUN30). The record is from RefSeq and is a predicted model, not a curated record. Lineage: Eukaryota; Fungi; Ascomycota; Saccharomycetes; Saccharomycetales; Saccharomycetaceae. The coding region runs from base 1 to 3165 and encodes 1054 amino acids. The transcript has a single exon.